Chenopodium quinoa (quinoa) is the source of this 898-nucleotide messenger RNA. Its product is annotated as protein MAINTENANCE OF MERISTEMS-like. Bases 1 to 825 code for a protein of 274 amino acids. Lineage: Eukaryota; Viridiplantae; Streptophyta; Magnoliopsida; Caryophyllales; Amaranthaceae. The record is from RefSeq and is a predicted model, not a curated record. The transcript is spliced from 3 exons.
AUGACAGCCGAAUACGAACUCUUUCCACCUUCCGUUCGAGGAAAACAACUUUCUGUUGUGAUUGAUGCGGAUCAGACAGAUUUACUAGCGGAGCUGUUGGCGGUGGUUAGGGCUGCGCUGUACACCGCGGCGCUUGGUGUUUGGGAUCACGGCGGUGUGAAGAUCGCAACCGUUUUGAAGCAAUGUUUGCGCCCCACUGCACGUAGGACGCAUGACACACAACUGGUUGCAUAUGUUUUUUUUCUUCUCGGGUGUACCUUGUUUUCAGAUAAGAGCGGAAACAAGCUCAGGCCACACGACAUAGUUGACGCGUGUGAGCCUGACAGAGUAGGCCAAUAUUCUUGGGGGUCGGUUACGUUGGCGCAUCUGUAUCGCCAGUUAGGAUUCUCGAGUCGGGCUGACGCGACAGGUUUUACUCGAUGUCUAACAUUAUUACAGACCUGGAUAUACGAGUAUAUUCCUACGUUUCGACCACACCGCGACCCGGUUCCUAAUGGGGAUGGGAUGACACGUGCCUCUGCGUGGAGUCCGCGGUUCGAGAAGAAGUCCGUUGACCGCCUCCAAUCGAUACGGUUAUUGCUUGACAGGAUGUCCCCCUUAGAGGUGAACUGGAUGUCUUUCGGCCAGAACCCUAGUAAUAGGGUACCCAGGACCCUUUACACGGGACUGAUUCAGUACCGUGAGAUAGUAGAGGCGUACAUGCUUAGCGUUGUUUUCGCCAGUUUGGAUUUGUCCAAGUUGUCCCUCCUCGACCAGCAUGGCCCAGUAAGGCGGUCCGAUCUGCGUCGUCGAAGGAGUACGUCGUCCAAUGGCCAGAAAGCAUGAUUUCCACGUGGGAGCAGUUUCCGAUGGUUGCCCGCCUAUGGACUACGGAGCUGCGGCGGCCGCCAAGUGGGGU